CAAAUAGGCUGUAAUUUUUCAUUUACUUGCUUCGCUGGAUUCCUGCUUGUGGUCGCCAGAAGCAAGUAUUCUCUGUGCAACUUACAGGCCACGACCAAUCCCUCUAUGGCUGUGCAAACAUAGCGCACUGCAAGUCUCUACCCGUUCGUUUCGAAAAGUCGUGUGCGAUUUAGCUGCAACACCAACAUUUCGACGAAGCGCGGCUGAACGAGCGAAAUUAUGGCGACUCAACGCCUUACAUUCCUAUAUCCCAACUUCCUUCGAGCCGUGCGUGCCUGCGAACCGAAAACUCACCACUCAAUUCGCUCUCCACCUGUCACGAAGUGUAGGCGCAAAUCCAGCUUGCAUACGACUGCCCGUCGCCAACAAGAUGCGAUUCCGCAACGAUAUGGGCCGGCCGCAGGCAGUCAAAACGCGCCGCCGCCGCCUCCUCCUCCCUCUCCUUCCUCCCCUGCGUCCAAGCCUGAGGAACCCUCGUCACCGAAGCAGGAACAGCAGAAACAGCCAGAAGACAAGGCAGCGACCUCCUCAUCGCGCGAAUAUCAUCACACGGAGGAUGACACGGGACAGGACGUACCGCAAGAGUCCAACACAACGUCCGACUAUAUCGACGAGGCUUCCGUGAGCACAGGACGGCCGAAGAUCAAGCCAGAUACCGAGGCCAAGUUGGAGAACAAAGAACUCGACGUCGUGCUGUCUAUACCCUCGCCGUCCGAGAUCAAGGGCAAAGGUCACCGGCACCCACACCUGGAGCCGCCUCCGUACGAGCACUACUUUGACACGUACGGCCUCGUCCAGCAACUCGCCGCCGAAAACGCCUACACCGUCGAACAGGCCACGACACUGAUGAAGGCCAUCCGCCUCAUGCUGACCAUGAACCUGGACGUGGCGAAGGACGGGCUGGUGUCGAAGUCCGACAUCGAGAACGAGUCGUACCUCUUCCGCGCCGCGUGCUCGGAGAUGAAGACGACGCUCCAGACGACCAGACACUCGGAGACCCUGACGCAGCGCAGCCAGCGGGCCCAACUGCAGCACGAGUACGACAUUCUCAACCAAAAAGUGACGCAGGAUCUCAUGAACCUCAAGGAAGAGUUAAAGGGUCUCUUCAAUGACCGGAAGCUGAACCUGCAAGAGGAUAAACGUAAAAUCGACGGGAGGAUCUCGGAAUUGAACUACGAAAUCACGGUGCUGCUGAACAGUGAAGCGAAGAGCGAGGUGGAGGGUCUGAGGUGGGUGUUGACACGCAGGGCGGCUCUGGCCAUCGGACUUUGUGCUUUCAUGAUCAUCUCCGGGCUGAAUUACUCGUCCAUCAAGACUCGCGAACGGGAAGAGGCAGAGAAGAAGCGCAAGGCUCUACAAAAGGCCCAGGAUGAGCGGACCGAAGCUCAAGCGCAGGCCCGGUUCAUGCCACCUCCUCGUGCCAUGGGCACGCAGACCGAGGAGACGCCACUCGAGGAAUCUUUGGGCUAGUACCGACAGAGCACAUGUAUACGUACAUCAAUAUAUAUGUGUGUGAUCAAUCAAGUAACCUGUUUACGGUCUGUUUUCUCGUGGUUACCCAAUAUUUCAGAUGAUGUCCAUGGCACACAUGCAACUUCAGGCUCUACUCUUUAUAGUAUGACAG
Messenger RNA from Exophiala oligosperma, 1624 nucleotides. RefSeq lists its product as uncharacterized. NCBI's taxonomy places the organism in Eukaryota, Fungi, Ascomycota, Eurotiomycetes, Chaetothyriales, Herpotrichiellaceae. Bases 220 to 1470 code for a protein of 416 amino acids. The transcript has 2 exons. The record is from RefSeq and is a predicted model, not a curated record. Gene Ontology annotation, cellular component: mitochondrion.